Molecule: messenger RNA, 4589 nt
Organism: Colossoma macropomum (tambaqui)
Lineage: Eukaryota; Metazoa; Chordata; Actinopteri; Characiformes; Serrasalmidae
Product: lysosomal alpha-glucosidase
Exons: 20
Coding region: 140-3034 (964 amino acids)
Biological process (GO): carbohydrate metabolic process
Molecular function (GO): alpha-1,4-glucosidase activity; carbohydrate binding
Source: RefSeq, a predicted model, not a curated record
AUAACAUAAAAGAAGUAGGCUGUGUUUGUCGGAGAGGUCAGACUUUUCCCUGGCUAUAAAGACUAUUGUUGCUCGGCCCGGCAUGUAAGGUUUACUGACCAUAUUGUCUUCAGUCGGAAGAUACUCUCAGCCACCAGCCAUGGUAUCCUACAAGAGGCUGAACCCUGAGGAGGUUCGGUUUUCCGGCGCUGCUUUGUUGGAGCCCCCGCCUGACGAUUCAGGGGAUGCUGAGACGAAGGCAGAAGACCCAGAGCGUCCGCUGCUGGAUCAAACACCCCAGUGCACUGUCACUGUUGCUCUGUUGACCCUUGGAGGGCUUAUUGUGGUGGUCUUUGGUGUCUGGCUGCUGGGCACUGUAUUUUGGCUGCGUGGUCCGCCUUCCACGGGAACCCACAAACCUCCACCACCUGUGUCUCCUUCAGGCCAGAGCAAGGGGUGGCAGGGUGGGCCUCAGCCAGAAUCCUGCUCCCUUAUUCCAGAAGCCUGGAGGUUUGACUGCUACCCAGAGCGAAGUGUUGUCGUAACCGAGGAGUUGUGCCAUAAGAGGAACUGUUGCUUCAUACAAGUAUCGAAGGCAGAUUCACCAGAGCAGAACGGAGUGCCGUGGUGCUUUUAUCCACCCGACUUUCCGUCUUAUGAGCUGGCGGCUAUUAACGAGACGGAAAUGGGCUACAGUGGGAAGCUGAUCCGUCUGCAGAAGGCCUACUACCCUAACGACAUAGAGACGCUGCAGUUGGAUGUGCUGUAUGAGUCCAACAGCAGGCUGCGUGUGAAGGUAACGGACCCGGCAAAGCAGAGGUAUGAGGUUCCCAUAGAUGUGCCUGUGGUCAAAGAAAAGGCUCCAGAUCCCUUGUAUACUGUGGAGUUCUCCAAGCAACCGUUCGGGAUCGUUGUCAAGAGAAAACAAAACGGCGCGGUGCUGUUGAACACAACAGUGGCUCCACUCUUCUACGCGGAUCAGUUUCUGCAGAUGUCCUCAUCUUUGCCAUCGAAUUUUGUUUACGGGCUGGGGGAACAUCGUUCCAACUUCCUGCAUGAUGUGCAGUGGAACACGCUGACCAUGUGGGCUCGAGAUGCAGCACCUGUGGAGCUCACAAACCUUUAUGGCGUUCAUCCAUUUUAUCUCCUUAUGGAGCCUGAUGGGCUGGCACAUGGAUCUUUCUUACUCAACAGCAAUGCUAUGGAUGUCGUUCUUCAGCCGGCUCCUGCGCUCACAUGGCGCACGAUUGGAGGAAUACUGGACUUGUAUAUCUUUCUUGGUCCUGAUCCCGGUUCUGUGAUUGGAGAGUAUCUGGAGGUUGUAGGAAAGCCUGCUAUGCCUCCAUACUGGGCUUUGGGUUAUCAUCUUUGUCGGUGGGGCUACGACUCCAGCAAUAGCACCUGGGAUGUCGUGAGAGCAAUGAGGAACUAUGGGAUCCCUCAGGACGUACAGUGGAAUGACAUUGACUACAUGGACCGUGCCCUGGACUUCACUUAUGACUCUGUAAAAUUUUCAACCCUGCCUGACCUCGUGAAAGACCUUCACAUACACAACCAGCGCUAUGUCAUGAUUCUGGAUCCUGGCAUUAGCAGUACUCAGCCAGCAGGUUCCUACUUGCCUUUUGAGGAGGGAAUAAAGCAGGGCAUCUUCAUCAACACCUCCAGUGGAGACACCCUCAUCGGCAAGGUUUGGCCUGGACUUACAGCUUUCCCAGACUUUUCCAACCCAGACACACACGAGUGGUGGUACCAAAACUUGAAGAACUUUCAUGAUAAAGUCCCUUUUGAUGGGCUGUGGAUUGACAUGAAUGAACCAUCUAAUUUCUUCGAUGGGUCUAUCAAUGGCUGCCCCAGCAAUGACUUGGAGAACCCUCCUUAUACACCAGGUGUUCUAGGCGGCAGUCUGCGGGCUAAGACAGUAUGUGCAUCUGCACGCCAGAAAAUCACCUCUCACUACAACCUGCACAGCUUGUUUGGACUCAUGGAGGCCAAGGCUUCAGCAAGUGCUUUAAAGAAGAUCCUGGGGAAGCGUCCGUUUGUGAUCUCCCGCUCCACAUUUCCGAGUCAGGGAGUGUACUCGGGCCACUGGUUAGGGGACAACAGGAGCCAAUGGAAAGAUUUAUACAUGUCCAUUCCAGGCAUGCUGACUUUUAACCUUCUGGGCAUUCCACUGGUGGGAGCAGACAUCUGUGGCUUUUCAGACACCACCACUGAAGAACUGUGUGUGCGCUGGACUCAGCUUGGGGCUUUCUAUCCCUUCACCAGGAACCAUAACACUAAAGAAAGCAAGGCACAGGAUCCGACUGUAUUCAGUACAGCUGCUCGAACAGCAAUGAAGGAAGCUCUCCUGCUCCGUUAUUCCCUCUUUCCUUUCCUCUAUACGCUCUUUCAUCAUGCACACCUCAGCGGACAAACUGUUGCCAGACCCUUGUUUUUCGAGUUCCCUACAGAUCAGAAGACCUAUGGCAUAGACAAACAGUUCCUGUGGGGGAAGAGUUUGUUGGUGACACCAGUUUUGGACCCUGGUGUGGAUUACGUCGUGGGCUAUUUGCCUCAGGGCCUCUGGUAUGAUUUCUACACGGGUGACUCAUUAGUCAGCAAGGGCGAAGAGGUCAAGCUUCAUGCUCCUCUAGACAAAAUCAACGUGCAUCUCAGAGAAGGAUCCAUCAUACCUACACAGAGACCCAACACGACUCUGUGGGUGAGCAGUGGUCAGCCUUUGCGCUUGAUAGUGUGUCUGACUGAGGAGGGCCUGGCAGAGGGCGAUCUUUUCUGGGAUGACGGGGAGACGCUGGACACCUAUGAGACUGACCAGUAUGCCUACAUCACCUUCAGACUGAAACAGAACACAAUGACCUCAGAGGUGGUGCACAGUCACUUGGAGGCAAGUUACAUCACAGUCGAGACCGUUUCUUUUUACGGAGUGAAGAGCGCGCCGACCUCAGUUACCGUGAACUCCCAAGAAGCUGCGUUCAGCUACGCAGCCAAUCAGGUGUUGACAGUAAGCGACCUUGGUUUGAACCUUAAUCAGAACUUCGUGAUCAGCUGGACGUAGUCCCACAUUAAUUAGCAUCGACAAGAAAAUGCAAGUUGCUGUGUGACAAUUCACUUUUAAGGAUGAAGGGUAACCUGUGAAUACAAAAUCUACCUACUGAUUGUAAUAUAUUCUCCGUCAUCGCUGAGAUGCCAGUCCAGUGCAUUCUACUGACCGACUGCUGGUUAAGCGCCAGAAAAGAGAAUGGAAUUCAGUGGGACAGCUGACAUUUUAACACAACUUCAUAACUUUAAAUUAGCAAGUCUGAUCUUUUUGAGCUUCUUUUGUGCAAAAUAACUGAAACUGCUUGUUAGUUUCAUGGAUUUUAGUUGGAAAUACAGAUAAACGCUAGUUUUCUUGACCUAACAUUAGGUUUAGGUGAAGGAUUCAGGGGAAGGGUAUUGUGCAAUAAGUUUGAGGGAAAGUGAGUGAGCCUUCUGGAUGUGCUGGGACUACAACCUCAGAGUUUAUAACACUUUCUAAGAAUGCCAUGUCUAUAAGAACCUGUGAACAUUCAUUACACAUUAUAAUGCAUUCAAAAGGUGUUUUAAACACUGAUAAACAUGCAUUAUAUUUCAUUAUGAAUUGUUGACAAGCUUUAAAAGUAUUGUAGUGUUCUAUAUUGUCAAGUCCCAGCUUGCAUAGUGCAUUAUAACAACCUGCCUAGUCAUAAAUAUGUGCUAACAGUUUAUGAAUUAUUUUUAUCUGCAGUAGAAUAAUAGCUUAUUGUCACUUUCAGUGUUGUAACAUAUCUUAAAAUGAAGUGACAAUGCAAACACUUGCCAUCAUGUAUAUAGAUUAUUAUUUCUAGACAUAUAUAACCUAAUUCUGAGAACUUGUAGUUGAAUUUUAGACUAAAGGAAAGUUUUCCAACACAGUCUAGUACCAAAACUGAAGUUUCCAACCCCCUACUGAGAAAGAGAGGUAACUUAAGUGCUAAUAUUUUAGAAAUCAUGGCAAGACUAAGCAUGUCUUUAUGACUAGACAGGUGUGAACAUUCAUAGCAUGUUAUAAUGCGUUAUUUCAGCUCAUUCUGAGUUUCUUUGGCAUUGAUAUAACAUGUUAUGAAUGCAGCUUAUAACAAUUCAUUAUAGUAAACCUGGCUACAAAUGUAAUGCAUAGCCAUGUUUAUAAUGUCUCAAGAAUGCAUUAUAAGCUGAACACAUACUUGAACCCUGCUACUUAUCGCAGACAUAACCAUGCUGUGAACAUGUCAUGGCAGAUGUCAUAUGCUGUUAUGAGAUGUUAUGACAGUGUCAUGUUACCAUCACCGGUAACUGUCAUGACUGAUGGCAUAAUGUUUGAUGGUGACACUUCCUAUGAAUCCUGUAUUCAGAAUGCUUUAUAAAUGCAUUAAAGAGGCAUUUUAUGGCAUACAUAACACCUAAUAAUACCGGGCAUAUUAUCAUCAUGAAUAACUUUUUAUAUGAUUUCAUAAAUCAUGUUCCAUAAUAUUUGUUCAGAAGAUCAUUGUAGGCACUAAUGUUCUAACACUUGGUCGCUUUAUGCCGGGCCAUUUCGGGCUUUUUAAACAUAGUAAGUAUUAUUUAUUGAAAUAAUAUUUGCUUAAUAUUUA